UUUAAUCGCGCGAUGGCCGUUGCGGAUACCGACUGCAGCAUAUGCUUACAACGAUACGUCCAUCCGGUGGAACUUCCAUGUGGGCAUAUUUUCUGUUUUCUGUGUAUAAAAGGUUGUGCCUUGCACAGGAGACGUUGUCCGAUGUGCCGAGGAAGAUUUUCCAUGCGAUAUCUUGAAGACCCGAAACUUGUAUCCGGUAAGUUGGUUCUUGUUUAUUUGGAUUCUCCCGUUAUUUCAGUAGACGCUGUGCAGAUUUUUUUUAAUUUAUCAUGGCUUAUAUUUUAUUUCUCUGCAAACCUACAGUAUGCCCCCGUGUGCCCCUAUGCAAAACCAAACAGAGCAGACCAUGGAAAUCUAAGGCAUGAUAUAUUCCAGACGAUCUUAAACGUCUCUCAGGUCUCCCAUCUGUCUCCUCUUGAGGUAGUACAGGUUCACAUCCCGGAGUCACUGCUCCUGCCUUUCCCUUAUUGCCUAGCUAUCAUUCUUAUGGUUAGAAGUUGGACCCUCUAG
Messenger RNA from Echinostoma caproni, 510 nucleotides. NCBI's taxonomy places the organism in Eukaryota, Metazoa, Platyhelminthes, Trematoda, Plagiorchiida, Echinostomatidae. The record is from the annotation of a GenBank genome assembly.